Triticum turgidum subsp. durum (durum wheat) is the source of this 321-nucleotide messenger RNA. The record is from the annotation of a GenBank genome assembly. Lineage: Eukaryota; Viridiplantae; Streptophyta; Magnoliopsida; Poales; Poaceae.
AUGGCAGGAAGGCGAACUCUGCCCAGCGCCCCGACUACCCCGUGGGCGCCCUGGUCCGGCGCCGAGAUCCCUCAUGAGGGCCAUCUCCUUCCCCCCUAUUUCGCCGUUGCCCGCGACCUCCCGAGCACCAUGGCCGAGAGCACGAGCUCUUGGUCUGCCCCGCGCCCCGACUACCCCAUGGGCGCCCGGUCCGGCGCCGCCUCUCUGCCCGCGGCCGCGCUACCUCGCACUCAGGUCACUCGCAGCCCAUUCCUACACUGCCACCGCCGGUGUUGUACUGCUGCCACUGGAGAGCUAGGCGGCCGACGGGAUGCCCUCUAG